Messenger RNA from Fibroporia radiculosa, 3738 nucleotides. RefSeq lists its product as uncharacterized. NCBI's taxonomy places the organism in Eukaryota, Fungi, Basidiomycota, Agaricomycetes, Polyporales, Fibroporiaceae. The transcript has 19 exons. The coding region runs from base 1 to 3738 and encodes 1245 amino acids. The record is from RefSeq and is a predicted model, not a curated record.
AUGUUCGUUGGUGGUUUGGAUCCUCCGCAACCACCUGGAAAGAACCAGGAUCCCUUCGCCGUGCUUUCUUACCGGUUGCGCGAAGCAUUGCUGGGCCAGCGCAAAGCGGCAGUCUGGCAGCCACAGAAAGACAAAACCUUCCAGGUGAUCAUCGUCGACAAGGAUGUUCGCUUUCCGCCACGUAAACUCGUUCCACCUGAAGACCCACAAUACCAUGCCGCCCAUUCUCCUCUGUCGCCGCUGACCCCCACGUCGCCCUUGUACCCAGACGGAUUGAUCGCGCCGAUAUGGAUACGAAAGCACACCACACUCGUACCAUCCGUAUACGUCGUGUUCAUGCGCAUAUAUGAGUCUCCCCAAGCGGCUCGUGCGCCACUGGAGCCGUCCGAAGCAGAUCGUGAGCGGGAAGCGGAGGAGCGGAGGAGAGACACUGAAUUAUGUGCGGACAUUGCACAACGGAAACGGACGACAAGCGAGAGGGGGGUGAAGCUCACGGUGGUGCUUCUUGCAAGUAGGAAGAUGUUAGACGAGCCGUCGUUGGAUAACCGCUUGACCUACAUCCGGAGACAGAGUGGACUGGAUCCCCGCGCGGCGCUUUUUGUGUUGAGUCCCGUCUCGCCGUCCGAAGUCGGGGACUUUGUGCGCAGUCUCCAAGAGGCGCUAUAUGAGCCUGCUGUGGAAUACUACACGAACCACUCGAAGCGUGUCCGUCGGAAGCGCAACCGCCACUCGCAGAGCGCUGCGGCAUAUUCAGCUCCGCCCAUCGCUGGUGCAGCAGGCGCGCGGCCGCUACGUCCAGAGGGGUGGACGGUCCGCUACGAGUACAAGAUGGCAUGCUUUGCAGAGUUUCGCGGAGAGGAUGAGGUAGCACUGAAGCAUUAUCAGGAUGCGUAUUCGAAUCUCCUGAUCAUGUUUGGCUCGACUGCAAUCUUACCUCCGCGGACGAAGCGAUGGGCGGAGGCAAAAGUUCUCGCCGAUUGUAUCAGCCUGAAGGUUUGCAAGCUAUACUUAUACAACAACGAACACUCGCUUGCUCUCUCGCACCAUAACAGUCACCUGCGCAAGUUUGCAGACUUCUCGCGGGGAUGGGGCAUCGGUGAGGAGACUUUUGAGUUCUGGAGCUGGUUGGCUCGUCAACAUCGAGCAUUUGCGGAACUAUUGGAACAGGGCACGCGCACAACUCUCAAGAUUCCAACACACUAUAAUUUAGGAUCGUCUUCUGUCGCAGCCGCCGCCGCCGCGGCGCAGGCACUCGACAGCGGACAGCGGAAUGUGUUAGAGCUGGACGCGAUGCGUGCCCUUGGGCUCAAUCCGCUACAGGCGCUGCAGCACCCCGGAUUCUAUUAUUACAUGGCUGCACGGUGUACCGAGCGCAGGCGAGAGCGAUAUAUGAGCACGACGAAAGCCGAGGAACAAGCCAACACCACCUCUCCGGGCUUUACGAACGAAAAGAAGGUGGACCAUCUCGCGCUUGCCCUGGAGUUGUACACCCGAUCGUAUGAAUUAUUCAAAGCGCACAGUCCCCCAACUACCCAGGGCCACGGGCGCCUCACACUGUGGAUAGCAUACCGAAUCGCACAGACAUAUUUUGAGUCUGGGAAAUUUGACAUGGCUGUUCGGUUUUUCGAGCGCAUAGCGAAGACAUAUCGCCGCGAGAAAUGGGACUCUUUAUUGCAGCCUCUGCUUUCGGCCUGGUACUCAUGCGCAAAACAAAUGGGCGACACGGGGCUUGGCGUCCGCCUGCUUUUUGAGAUGCUGGGGCACGGUGUUAGGACGCAGCAAGGGGAUGAAAGCUCUACUCAAGCAGAUCUUAUGGAAAUACUCAAGAGCACCGCGCCGGAGGGCCCCGUCGUUAUAGAGUCAUCAGAGACUCAGCCAAUACUGGAUGCAUCCGUGGUCUUUUGGAAGCACAACGUGAUUGUGAACGAAGCAACAGCCUUUCAGCUAUCUAUUAAAGCGAAGCCGACCGUUUCCCUCUCGGCUCUGCCUUUUGUGUCACUCAUCGUACACUUUUCUUCUGACAUCCCCCCUGUAACUGUUCAUCAUAUUGCAUCAGACACGUCCGAAGUGGCCGUUAUACAGAGAAUAGACUUGGGGCACGUAGAGAUCCCUUUCGCACAGGAUGAUAUGAAGAGCAAAAAGGUGGAAGGAUGUCUGCGGUGGUGUCCUUCCGGCACAAUUGUCUUUAGUGGGAGUAUAUCCUCUGAUACACCUGCUGUUGUCAAGAUUAGCAAAGUCAUCUUGACCCUGCAGGAAGGAGCAUGGAAGUUAGAGUUCCCUCUGCAUCCCUCCAGCGAUCGACAUAACGUGCACCCAAGCUGGCUAAGCUCCGCUGAUCCUAUCCAAUUCAUACCCGUCCGCGGGGAACAUCAUACAUCUGUCUCCUUUCACUAUCGACCACACCGAGUGGAGGUCUCACUGUCACACUAUGCGCCCGCAUAUCUUGGAGAAGACUUCCCUAUCGUCAUUCAUGUCACAAAUGCAGACGACAGAGAUAUGGAGAUGAUUGUGGAUGCGCUUCUGCAACCUAGCGAGAUGGAUGUAGCAGACAACUUCAUUAGCUUGGGGGACGAACGAUCAACCAGCCUCGUGAAAGCGGUUCCUCUGGGCAUAAUCUCCCCCGGGGUCAGCACGUCCGUCACGUUGUAUCUCUCCAACGCGGGCGCGGCAUAUGACAGAGUCGUCGACAUCUCAGUCCAGUCUCGUGCGCUCUCUUCUACGGAACCAGCGAGCCCAACAUCUCCCGGAAGUCCGACAGCGCCUGCAGUCGUGGACAGAGACGAGACAUUGCGUACCUUGAUCGUACCAACGAUUGAUCCGAUACACGCAGAGCAGCAGGUCACUUACAGAAGAUCAUCGAAGGAUCAACUGGGACUCGCUGAUCUACGGACGUACGAGGGCGACUUUUGGGACGACGGGAAUGCUGGCGAAGCUAUAGUGACGACCGUUAUCAGGUGUAUGGCCCCAUCGGGUAUCUCAGUGGAAAGUAUCAAGUUGACCAGACAGGAUGUCAAGCGCGCAAAAGUACUGGAUUGCUCGAUAGAGCAGGACCAAGAUGAUUUUCUCUCAGAAUGGCUGCCCGGGGAUGAGUUUUGUGGUCGAUGUCGAAUAAGCCUGUCCAACAGUGAUGAAGAUGUGUCGGAGGAAACUUUUGAUGGGCCUGGAAAGUAUGAGAUAUUUUGGAGAAGAAUUCUCCCAGAGGGAACCCAGGGCUCCUUAUCCGUCAGUCGCUUUCCGCUGCCUCAAUUACGACCGCCGACAGAUGGGCUCGUUGCACUCUUGGAUAUCCCGCCGAUUGCAAAGCUGCACGUGCCUUUCCUGCUCCGGCUUGUCAUACGCAACGGACAUCCCUCGCGGGCUGCGAAUGUCGUCAUUCAGCUGGAGAUUGACAGCUCAGAUCCAAUUAUUGUCUCGGGCCUUCGCAGUGGUCGAAUCCCCAUUAUUCUGCCGGGUGCAGAGGAGACUUUGGUCUGGAAACUCAUCCCGAUCGAAUGCGGCGCGGUGAAAAUCCCACGUAUCAAGGUCAUGGACCGCAGAAAAGAUAUUCACAGUCUAGCGAGUCUGGAGGCGGAGCCCGAUCAUGAAGGCGAGAUUGUGCGCAUCGUAGACAUCCGAUCGGACGAACGCAUGGAAACGUCUGGAGAAGUGCCAACGUGGGAUGGUGCGGGCGAGAACCAACGGGAUGGCAAUGAGCUGUCCAAAACGCCUAGUAGCCCGAUCAUCUUGGUUUUACCGUGA